Messenger RNA from Effrenium voratum, 714 nucleotides. The record is from the annotation of a GenBank genome assembly. NCBI's taxonomy places the organism in Eukaryota, Dinophyceae, Suessiales, Symbiodiniaceae.
AUGGCAGAGCCGGUCUUCCUUCAGAUCGAUGUGGAGGGCAAACUGAGCAAUGGAGCGGCCUUCUGCAAGCUGGAGCUGCCGAUUCCGCUGCAGGUGCUGCAAACGGAUGAGGCGUUGGAUGCCAAGAGCGUGGACCAAAGGUCCGGUGUGCUACUCUGGGAGGCAGCGCUGGACCUUGGCAGGUUCUUGGCCAGGAUGCCGGCACCUGCGAGCGAAGGUUUGUCAGUCUUGGAGUUGGGCUGCGGCCAUGGGGUGCCGGGCCUCGUGGCCGCCAAAGCCUGGAAGACGGAGGUGACCUUUCACGACAUGAGUAUCGAGACUCUGCGGGAGGUGACAGCUGUCAACUGCGCAGCCAACAGCGUAGGCGAGGCGCAUUUCCUGGCUGGGGAUUGGAAGACCUUACUGCGACAGGUACAAGAGGCCUCUUUGUGCUACGACGUGAUGCUCGCGUCAGAGGCCAUCUACAAGGAGGACUCUUAUGAUGACCUGCUGGCCAUCUUCAGCUUGGCCCAGUGCGCCUACGUCGCCGGCAAGCGCUUCUACUUCGGCUGCGGUGGUGGCACCGCGAGCUUCGCAAGGGUUGCAGAGGCCAAAGGCUUUGAGGUGUCCACGGCUGAGGUCCUGGAGGACGGACGCUCCAACAUCCGCGAGAUAUUGCGGCUGACGCCGAAAUCUCCGCCCGACUCGGGUUCAGCCAAGCGGGCGAAGCGGUGA